CAGGUGGAGGAGGCGCAGAUGGAGCGGGACCUGGCCAACCAGAAGGCAGAGACGGCCAACGAUCUGGAGAGGCAGCUCGAGGAGAUGAAGGCGGCGCAGAAAAAGCUGCAGGAUGACCUCGAGGAGUCGCGCAAGCGCGAGGAGGAGAGGGAAACAGAGCUGAAAGCAAGCCUGGAGGAGAUCGUCAAGGUUCAGAAAGAAAAGGUGGUGCUCACGAAGGAGCUUGAUGCCGCGAGGAGACGUGAGGCAGAACUCGCGAAGCUGUUGGAGGAGGCGCAGAACCAGAUACUCGAGCUCACGAGUGACGAAGCCGACGACCUGCUCGCUGACCUCGACCUCGACGAUCUGGAAGACGUGCCGCCGCCGCCGCCGCCGCCCCCGCCGCCGAAGGCUGGAGAGUCCGCGCGGCCACCUCCACCGCCGCCGCCGCCAUCGCCGCCGCGGAAGGCAAAGGCAGGCAGCGCCCCACCGCCGCCGCCCCCGAUGGCGCCGCCCCCGAUGGCGCCGCCCCCGCCGCCACCCCGCAUGGCGCCGCCGCCGGGCCCACCUCCGCCGGGCAAGGCGGCGCCGCCACUGCCGCCCCCGCCCGGGCCGCCUCCGCCGAAGGCGCCACCGCCCGGGCCGCCGCCCUCCGCGCCCGAGGCACCGACGGCGCCGGCCAAGAAGGCUGGAGCCAAGAAGGCGGCAGCCAAGAAGGCGUCGGCCAAGAAGGCGGCGGCCAAGAAGGGCGCGGGCAAGAGCGCCCCCUAGUUGGCGGGCAGCAGGCGCUGGCUUUGGGCCCCGCGGCAGCCGGUGUCGGGCCCGGGGAGCCGCCUCGAGGGGUCGAGGCGGCUCCCAGACCUGGGCGUGCUGGCUUGGAGCACGUCGCGAAGGGCCCCCGCGCUAGAGGGGCCUCGUCCGCCUCCAUCUCCAUCUCCAUCUCCAUCUCCAUCUCCAUCUCCAUCUCCAUCUCC
Molecule: messenger RNA, 953 nt
Organism: Prorocentrum cordatum
Lineage: Eukaryota; Dinophyceae; Prorocentrales; Prorocentraceae
Source: the annotation of a GenBank genome assembly